Messenger RNA from Penaeus indicus, 522 nucleotides. It is a transcript of the gene levy, whose product is annotated as cytochrome c oxidase subunit 6A, mitochondrial-like. Lineage: Eukaryota; Metazoa; Arthropoda; Malacostraca; Decapoda; Penaeidae. Gene Ontology annotation, biological process: mitochondrial electron transport, cytochrome c to oxygen. Gene Ontology annotation, cellular component: mitochondrial inner membrane. The record is from RefSeq and is a predicted model, not a curated record. Gene Ontology annotation, molecular function: enzyme regulator activity. The transcript is spliced from 3 exons. Bases 35 to 355 code for a protein of 106 amino acids.
UCCGGCCUCACUCCACCAGCUGAUCGCGAGGAAAAUGGCCGCCUCUCUCGCCACUCUCGCCCGCCGCGCUUUUUCCACCUCCCUCCGCAAUGCCUCUGCUGCUGGAGGCGGCGCAGCCCACGACGGUGGCACGAAGCAGUGGAAGAUGCUGUCCUAUUUGGUUGCCCUUCCAGCUGUGGCACUUUGCAUGGUGAAUGCUUUCAUGUCAGGCGAACACGGCCGGCCAGAAUUCAUUGCCUAUGAACACCUGCGACUCCGAACCAAGCGAUUCCCAUGGGGAGAAGGCCAGAAGUCACUCUUCCACAAUUCUCAUGCUAAUGCUCUUCCCGACGGAUACGAAGAAGAAGAGCACUAAGACCCUCUGAAGACGCUUUGAUUUUAGAUAAGAGUGUAAGUUAAAUGUAAAUUGAGACAGGUAAUUUUAUUUUUCAUCUCUUGACUUAUUAUGUACAUACAGUGUUUGAGAGUCCAAGUAUGAGGAGUUCUUAUGAUACAUAAUUGGAAAAUAAAAGUGUAAAUGUA